Tilletiopsis washingtonensis is the source of this 1317-nucleotide messenger RNA. RefSeq lists its product as hypothetical. The record is from RefSeq and is a predicted model, not a curated record. The coding region runs from base 147 to 1169 and encodes 340 amino acids. Gene Ontology annotation, molecular function: protein binding. Lineage: Eukaryota; Fungi; Basidiomycota; Exobasidiomycetes; Entylomatales. The transcript is spliced from 2 exons.
AUCCCAGCGCCAGCGGCACCCUCAUUCCGCCGGCGAGAGACUGGGCGCUCGGGCCGGUGCCGACGCGGCUGGCGCCGUCGGGCACGGAGGACGAGAGAGACGCAAGGGAACGUCGAGUGAGUCGCUCCGCCCGAGAUCGCUAGGCGAUGCGGAAUGGCGUUGCACGGUCAGCCUGGAGAUGGCCCGGCUGCUCCCAACGCGAAUCCACGCUCUCUAGCUCGUCCAACACUUCCCGGCUCUCACAGCGCCCGCCGCGGCCACCAUCAGUGCCGGGCUCGGACGUUCUGAUCGAGCGUAUCGCCUCUGCGCCGUCCUCUCGCCGCACGUCCUCGCAGCUCGCCUCUCCACGCGCGCUGCGCCCGAUCGACACGACAGAGGGCGGCAGCGGCAGUGCUGGCGCGCGGAGUCCACGGCUGCCGAGCCCGAUGCACGGUGCAUAUGCAGUGCGUCGGCGGAGCAAUCUCGCCUAUGAGCACGAGCGCGUUGCAAGCGGCGAGGGCGAGGAGGAAGAGACCCUCGAGGCACUGCCCCCUCCGGCAGCGCAAGCCACCUUCCCAGAAGCAGACGCCGUGGCGCCGGCGGCAUCGCAGGAUGCUGCAGCGCGAAGCUCCUCGUCCGAGCAGCCGAGCUUCACUGCCUCUCCUUCUGCGGCCUCACAAAGUGCAGGGAGCAGCACUGCGCGACUCUCAAAAGCGCUGGAGGUGCUCAAAGUGCGAGACUUUGGCUUCCCCGAGCUCGACCCGCGCCACGUCGGCGCACGGGACGUCUCGCUCGGUGCCGCUGCACCUGCGCCCGAACGCGGCAGCGCUGCCGCUGCUCGCCCCUGGAUGUCGCUGGGCGGCGGCAGUGCGCUGGCGUCGGGUGCGAUGGAAGAGUCGGAGGAUGAGGACUCGUCGGCAUGGGACGUGCCGCCAUCAGACGACGAAGCGGGCAUGGACGAGGAGGGCGAGGGCGACGAGGACGACGCGCUGCCGCUGGGCCUCUACGCCGCUGCGUACGAGUUCGUCGCGGAGAGCACGCACGAGCUGGCCGUUGCGGCCGGCGAGCAUGUGCGCGUCGUCGGCGCGCUCGAGGGCGGCUGGGCCAUCGCCGAGCGCAUCACGGCGGGCGAGGAGCAGAAGGAGCGAGGUCUUGUGCCGCAAGCCUACCUGACCUGGAUCGACCACUAGGCGUUGCCGGUCUGACCUGCUCUCUGUCGAGCUUCAAGUGCGCCUGCUCGCUGCUACGCCGGCUUCCCCUCUUUGCUUCCACCCUCGCUCGCUUCUCCUGCAGUGCUGCUCUCGCUCGUCGUGCUCUCACACCCACGUCACGUAUCCC